Messenger RNA from Bombus pyrosoma, 2737 nucleotides. It is a transcript of the gene MFS10, whose product is annotated as sialin. Gene Ontology annotation, molecular function: transmembrane transporter activity. NCBI's taxonomy places the organism in Eukaryota, Metazoa, Arthropoda, Insecta, Hymenoptera, Apidae. The record is from RefSeq and is a predicted model, not a curated record. The transcript is spliced from 7 exons. Bases 396 to 1889 code for a protein of 497 amino acids. Gene Ontology annotation, biological process: monoatomic anion transport; transmembrane transport.
AACAUAAUCUCAACAAAUUUCAAUUUAUCCUUCAAUUAUAUUCAAUUAUAGAAAGUUUUGAAGAAGUAAAACGCGCCUGCACGAACGUUCCUUCCUACGUUGCACACACAAUCGAGUUUCAGUACAUAUGUAUUAUAUAUAUGUGAACGUGCAGCAAUUCGUGCCAGCGAUAAGCGACGAUGACAGCAGACGACAGUUUACCAUUACUUAACACACAUCGUAUCGCUGCUAAGACUCAUUACAAAAUUUCUUUAUUAAAUUACAUAUUAUUUUGUUACCACAUUAACGCGACGAAUGAAACGAUUGUAAUUAUAUGCAAUCGAAAAAUAUUUUCGAUGCUUGAAGCGACGAAUUCUUCGUGAAAGUGUUGAGUAUUUGCGAAAAAAUCAUACAACAUGGAAGUAUUGGAUCCUAGUGUCUCAAGAGACGACCAGCCUUUGUGCGUCAAUGAUUUUUUGGAAAAAGUUACUGUACCAGAUAUACCCCCUGAUACAAAAUCAUGCAUAAAAGCAAGGCAUACAUUAGGUUUUUUAGGAUUUCUAGGAUUUGCACUAGUGUAUGCCAUGAGAGUAAAUUUAUCUGUGGCUAUUGUUUCAAUGGUUAAUCAAACAGCAGUACCACAUAAUGAUGAUAAUAAUACCACAGAUGUUUGUCCUAAGGAAAAACCAAUUAAUGGAACAUUCAUACCAAGUGCAGGAGAAUUUGAUUGGGAUGAGAAGACUCAAGGUGUUAUAUUGGGAGCUUUUUUCAUCGGUUAUGUUGCUACAAAUGUCCCAGGUGGAAGAAUGGCAGAGAAAUUUGGUGGAAAGCUAAUAUAUGGAUUGGGAGUAUUUUUAACUGCUGUACUGACUGUAAUUACUCCUUUUGCAGCAUAUAUUGGAUUGAUACCAUUCUUAGCUGUACGAGUAGCAGAAGGAUUUACAGAGGGUGUUACAUUCCCUGCAAUGCAUAGCAUGUUAGCGCAUUGGGUACCUCCUUUAGAAAGAAGCAAAUUUGCUGCUAUAGUAUAUGCAGGUGCAAAUUUUGGAACUGUAAUAUCAUUACCAGUAAGUGGGUGGCUCUGUUCAUUAGAACUUUGGGGUGGAUGGCCCCUUGCAUUUUAUUUAUUUGGAGGGCUUGGUAUUGUGUGGUAUGCAUUUUGGACAAUUUUUGUAUUUGAUACACCUGCACAACAUAAAAAGAUUGAUCCUCUUGAAAGAGCAUACAUUGAAGCUAGUGUGGAAAAGAAGGAUGAGGAUAAUGAUUCAGGAGUUCCUUGGUUAUCAGUAUUUACAUCAUUACCCAUGUGGGCUAUAGCUAUCACUCAGUGUGGACAGUCAUGGUCAUUUUAUACGCUUUUAACAGAAUUACCAACGUAUAUGGAUAAAAUUUUGCAUUUUGAUGUACAACAGGAUGCAUUCCUUUCAGCACUGCCUUAUUUAAGUUCUUGGUUAGUCGGACUCGGUAUUUCAAGUUUCGCAGACGCCCUCCUUGCCCGUCAGCUUAUAUCUCCUUUAGCAUCGUUCAAGUUAUGGAAUACAGUGGCUUCAUUAGGACCCAGUCUCAGUUUCAUUGGCGCUAUCUGGGCUGGAUGUGAUCGUAUGAUGGUUAUGAUGAUGCUCGCUGGAUUAGGAUCUCUACAAGGUGCAAUUUAUGCAGGGAAUCAAAUGAAUCAUAUUGCUCUAGCACCACGAUAUGCAGGAACUCUUUAUGGACUUACAAAUGCUGCGGCAAAUGGUUGCGGAUUUUUAGCCCCAUAUUUUAUUGGAAAUAUAGUCCAAGGACACGAAACACUGGCUCGUUGGCAUACAGUAUUCUGGUUAGCAGCAGGAAUAAAUAUGGCGACCAAUUGUUUUUACUUAAUUUUUGCAUCUGCUUCAGAACAACCAUGGAGUAAAGGUAGCAGUUGAUGACAAAAUGUAGUUAGACACGAAGUAUUUCAUAUGGAGAAUAAUUUACCGUUAGAUCGAAUCGCGCUCAGUUCGUUUUAAUUAUUAUAUUGACCGUUUCCGUCAUUUAGGCACAAAUUUGCGGUAUUUCUUUUUGCAAUAUUAAGUUUAAUAUAUUUCGCAUUGAAUGAAAUAUCUCAAACCUGAAUAAUUUAUUACAUUGUCUUGGUAAAACGAUACAAAAGCUAAAAGUAAAGUUUGUUUGCAUCAGUAUUAUUAUGUUAAUGAAGUUUAGGUACUAAAUCUAUAAUUUACAUAUCAUUCCAAUGAAGCUAUUCACAUGACAAUAUGACUUUUUAUAAUUUUGCUUGACUUUUUAAUUUAAUUGAAAUGAACAUGAUUUAAAAAAAUAUUGACUUUACUUUAUUUUACUUUAAUCUCACUACGAAGAAGAGUAAAUUAUUACAGAUAUUUUUUUUGUUUAUAAAAUAAGAAGUAUCAAAAAAUGUCUAGAGUCUAUAUUCUCGUUUAUAUAUAAGAGUUUUAUAUGUACAUAAAAAUAAUGUAAAAAUGAUUGGUAUAGUGCAGGAUGCAACAAUUUUUAAAUGAACAAGUGAAUCUUUCUUUUUCAACUAAAUAUGUAUGUUUCAUAUCGAAUGUAGUUUAUCUUUAUAUCUCCUGUGGCAAUAGCCAAUAAGAUGAUAUAUAAAUUUAUAAAUUUGUUUAUAAAAAAUAUAAAAAUUUCAACAAAAAUAAUAUAUGAUAUAGCUAUAGUAAGAUUUUACUAACGAUAAGUUGGAAAGCAAAAAACUUUAUAAAGAUAACUCCUACAAUCAGACUUUAAUAAAAUCAUUAUUUUUUCCAAAAAA